AUGCCUGCGACUGCUACUGGAACGUCCUCCUGGCUAUGCGCCGGGCACCACCUAUCAGAUCGGAAGUUCUAUGGGUCGGCCAUCGCGUUGCCCACUUCAGCUUCAAGCGAUCCGACGACAGCAUUCACUCCGAUUGGAGAUCAACCCACUCUUCAAAUGCUCGAAGACAUAUCCGCAACUAUUAUGAGCGGCAACCCGAAGGCCGCCAACCUCAAUGAACCUCCUCCACCUUCUCGUGCGAUGCCGGGCGACAAAGCCCGAAUAAAGAAAUGGGCUCCAAAGACGUUUAAUGGAUGUCUGACCUGCAAACGGAGAAGAAUCAAGUGUGACGAGGGCAAGCCAUCGUGUCAAAGAUGUAUCAAAUCGAAUCUCAAAUGUAAUGGAUAUGCAGCACCCAAGAUCAGGCUGUUUGAUCCCGCAUCUUCAUCGACAGCUUCAUCCUCGACCCUGGAGCCAGCGACGAGCCCCAGCCGCCUAUCUCGACACGAGCCGGCAGUCUUCCAUGACAGCCAACUGCACUCCCAGCCGCCCGCUUAUCCUCAUCCUCAAGGACUCGCUCUUGUCCCCAGAUUCGGCACGCAGGAAGAAUCCCAAUCCUUCCAGUUCUUCCUCGAAAAGACCUCUGAGCUGAUCUCAGUAUAUUCGCAGCCACACCUAUGGACGGUGCUCUUGCCCCAGGCCACAUGGCACCAGCCCUCUAUCAAACAUUCCCUCAUCGCACUCGCAUCGCUACACCGGUACCUCACCACGGUCGGGCCCGCCUCCCAACGAGCAAACCACAACUUUGUGUUCCACUACAAUAGUGCCAUUAGCGCCCUGAUAACGGACAAACCGUCCAUUGACGUUGUGCUUGCAGCCUGUGUCAUUUUCUGGGCGCUUGAGAACUUCAAUGGCGGCGGUCAGGUGGCCAUUGACCACAUGCAAGCCGCAAUCAAGAUCUUGGGGGAGUGGAAAAGCAAACGCCGACCAAAUGAUCCCGCCAAAGACUUCAUAACCAAAUACAUCGAGCCGACAAUUCGGGAUGGGGUGAAAUUCGCCUCGAAAUGUCGCGUCGAGGAAUUAGCGAGUCAGAUGAGUGCACUUUCCCUGACGACACGCGACGUCAGGAUCAUGAACAUAGAUUACCCUGCGUUCAACAGUCUUGAGGAUGCGAGUGACUAUUUGGACGACUGCAUCAAUCAGAUUCUCAGACUCAAAAUACAAACAACAGCACAGCUCAGUCCAAGUGCCGACCUCAUCGAACAGGUGGAGGUCCUGGACGCUCGCCUUUACAAGUGGAUGAACCUUUUCCAGAACCUCACAGCCACGGGACCCGUAUACAUCCGACGAAUGCUCGUCGUACACAACGUCGCGGCCAACAUCCUGCUAGACCAACUCAAAGCUGGAACACAAUUUCACAACACGGGUGGUGAGGAGCAGGACGAGGAGGCCCGCCACUGUCGGUUCAACUUCACAGUCGUGGAAGUUGAGGAUGUUUUACGGUACGAUCCGCUGGCUACAGUGGAGUCACGCAGGAAGAAACCGCCAAGUCUGGGUUUCAUACCCCCCGUGUUCUUGGCUGCGACGGCAGCGCCGAGACUAGAGACCAGGACAAGGGCAAUCAAUGUGUUGAGACUGAUGAAUGUGACCGAGGGGCCAUGGAACACAGAGCUCGCGGCGCAGAUUGCCGAAGGGAUGCUGGAGAUUGCACAUGACUGUGUCAUUCCUCCCUCCGCAGUCGAGUUGCGGCACAUACAGUUCGGGUUUGACGAAGACCGCAGGGCGUUGAGCAUGAGAUGGGAACCGGAGGAUCCAACCGUGCUGAACGGCACCAUGGUCAAAGAUAUCGAUGCGCGAAGCAUGAAUUGGGAUAACUUAUACGAUGUAGUCAAGCUGAUCAGUAGAUCCGGCUACCAGCCCCCUCCUUCGACAGCUAUGACGCUGCCUUAA
Messenger RNA from Fonsecaea erecta, 1929 nucleotides. RefSeq lists its product as hypothetical. The record is from RefSeq and is a predicted model, not a curated record. Gene Ontology annotation, molecular function: DNA-binding transcription factor activity, RNA polymerase II-specific; zinc ion binding. Gene Ontology annotation, biological process: regulation of DNA-templated transcription. The coding region runs from base 1 to 1929 and encodes 642 amino acids. The transcript is spliced from 5 exons. Lineage: Eukaryota; Fungi; Ascomycota; Eurotiomycetes; Chaetothyriales; Herpotrichiellaceae.